AUGGAGCGGCUAUUAUCUCCUCCUCGUCUGAUGAUAGUCUCUGAUCUUGAUCAUACUAUGGUUGAUCAUCAUGAUCCUGAGAAUCUCUCUCUGUUGAGAUUCAAUUCCUUAUGGGAAAACGCUUAUCGCCAUGACUCUCUACUUGUGUUCUCAACGGGAAGAUCACCAACCUUGUACAAGGAACUCAGAAAGGAGAAGCCUUUGUUGACUCCUGAUAUCACAAUCAUGUCUGUUGGCACAGAGAUUACGUAUGGUAACUCCAUGGCUCCUGAUCAUGGCUGGGUUGAGACCUUGAACAACAAAUGGGACAUUGGAAUCGUCAAAGAAGAAACCAGCAAAUUCUCCGAGUUAAAGCUUCAGGCAGAAUCUGAGCAGAGGCCACACAAGGUUAGCUUUUACGUUGAUAAGAGUAAGGCUCAGGAUGUGACCAAGGAGCUAUCACAACGGUUGGAGAAACGUGGGUUGGAUGUCAAGAUAAUCUACAGUGGAGGCAUGGAUUUGGAUAUAUUACCACAAGGUGCUGGAAAGGGACAAGCGCUUGCGUAUCUGCUAAAGAAGCUCAAGACUGAAGGAAAACUCCCUGUUAACACUCUUGCUUGUGGUGACUCUGGGAACGACGCUGAGCUCUUUAGCAUCCCUGAUGUUUAUGGCGUCAUGGUAAGCAAUGCUCAAGAAGAGCUGUUGAAAUGGCAUGCUGAGAAUGCAAAAGACAACCCAAAGGUGAUCCAUGCGAAGGAGAGGUGUGCGAGUGGGAUCAUCGAAGCCAUUGGUCAUUUCAAGCUUGGUCCAAACCUUUCUCCAAGAGACGUCUCCGACUUCUUGGAGUGCAAGGCGGAUAAUGUGAACCCCGGUCACGAGGUUGUCAAGUUUUUCUUGUUCUACGAGAGAUGGAGACGUGGUGAGGUUGAGAACUGCGAGGCGUACACAGCGAGCCUCAAAGCUUCAUGUCACCCUGGUGGUGUGUUUGUCCAUCCAUCUGGUGCUGAGAAGCCGCUGAGAGAUACCAUUGAUGAGCUGAGCAAGUACCAUGGAGACAAACAAGGGAAGAAGUUUCGUGUUUGGGCAGAUCAAGUCCUUGCGACAGACACUAAUCCUGGGACAUGGAUAGUGAAGCUUGAUAAAUGGGAGCAGAUUGGGGAUGAACGCUUAUGCUGCACAACGACCGUCAAAUUCACCGCAAAGGAAGGAGAAGGUUUGGUGUGGGAACAUGUACAGCAAACUUGGUCAAAGGACUCAAUGGUGAAGGAUGAUAGCGCCUGGAUCAUCUAA
Molecule: messenger RNA, 1269 nt
Organism: Microthlaspi erraticum
Lineage: Eukaryota; Viridiplantae; Streptophyta; Magnoliopsida; Brassicales; Brassicaceae
Source: the annotation of a GenBank genome assembly